Messenger RNA from Yarrowia lipolytica CLIB122, 1197 nucleotides. RefSeq lists its product as uncharacterized. Gene Ontology annotation, molecular function: protein binding. The record is from RefSeq and is a predicted model, not a curated record. NCBI's taxonomy places the organism in Eukaryota, Fungi, Ascomycota, Dipodascomycetes, Dipodascales.
AUGUCUCGUCUUCCAACCGAACUCAGUGUGCAAAUAUUCGCUCGGCUGGAUACACAGUCACUCAUCAACGUCAGUGAAACAUGCUCGGCCUUCCGACAAGCCAUUUUGGAACACCAGCUUUUCAAGGCAGCAGCCACCAGCAUAUGUCCCUGGCUCACAGAGCCCAUUAAAGAGACCUGGGAGGCCACAGCACGGUACUUAGUGACAAAACCGCAGUCAUAUACGGAAAUCAAUAGCUACGACACCAACGAGAUUCUCGCAGCGUUUCCCUCGGUACAAUUCAAGGCCGAUCUCGACAUUGCGUUUGAACACGAAGAGGCGGUUGAUCCAGACGGAGAGGUCAUGUUUGAGACCCAACGGUCGCAAUUGGAUAGCGCCAUGUUUCGGGUGUCACCAGAAGGGGAUGGAAGCAUUUACAUGUCGCCUUCUAUGAGCAGUGAUGUGACUGAACCGCAGGUAACAAGAGUGAAUUGCCAGACUUUGAGAGCUGAAAAGGUCAUGGACGGAUACUUGCUAGGUGAUCCCGAGGUAGUUGAAGGAGGGCUGAAAACCUACACAGGUCAGAAAUUUGAUGUUCCGGAAGGAGACAUUUCUCACCAGACGGUGGUGGGCGGCAAAUUGUUUGCCCUAUUGAGACGUCAAGGACAGGUCUUCUUACUGAGAGGUGACAGACUUCUGAGACUACCUUUCGCCGGUCGCAAGUUAGUAGACAUCAGAUUGCACAUCGUCCAUGGACACGCCUUCUUCACAACCACCAGUCUCAUGUCGCUAAGACCGCAGGCCACAAAGCUAUUUGUGGUGGGUCGAGACUCCGACACUGUGCAUCCUCUAUUUGACUGCCACCCUUACGACAUUCCACACAAUUUUGCUGUGCAUGGUGAGUAUCUUUAUCUGUGCAAGGACAUGAAGCUCUUCCAGCUAUACUGCAAUGCUGAAGAGGGAAAAACAUAUCUGUGUCGCAUCAUCAACAACCCCGUGCAUUACGCUGCGUCCAAGACAUAUAGCUUUGGAAAGUACCUGUUGAUCAAGAGCUUUGCGGGGUCUCAGGUUCUAUUCGAUUUGGAGAGCGACUCCAUGUCACAUAUCAUCCACGACCGUGACGUCAAUUGCAUCAUGCUCUACGAGGACGAACUCGUUUGUUUUUGUUUCUCGAAGAGCAUGCUUCUUCGCCUAGGAGGCACUAAUGGAACUACAUAG